ACCUGUUGCUGUGUUCAAACACAUACACGCGCGCGCGCCACCGUGAGUGGAGCCCAGACCGUAAAAUUAGCCCACAGGUAGGACGUUUUGCCAAAGUAGGACGUUUUCUCAGAACACCGGGUCUACUUACCUCAGAGGCAGCACUAGCUCCACAGACAGACCCAGCCAUGGCUAACAUCGCAGUCCAAAGGAUUAAGCGAGAGUUUAAAGAAGUUCUCAAGAGCGAAGAGACAAGUAAAAACCAGAUUAAAGUUGAUUUAGUGGAUGAGAACUUCACAGAGCUGAGGGGGGAGAUAGCAGGACCUCCAGACACGCCGUACGAAGGUGGCAGAUAUCAACUUGAAAUAAAAAUCCCAGAAACAUACCCUUUUAACCCACCAAAGGUGCGUUUUAUUACCAAGAUCUGGCAUCCUAACAUCAGUUCAGUGACCGGAGCAAUAUGUCUGGACAUUUUAAAGGACCAGUGGGCAGCUGCGAUGACCCUCAGGACGGUGCUGCUGUCUCUACAGGCCCUUCUUGCUGCAGCAGAACCAGAUGAUCCACAGGAUGCAGUAGUAGCAAAUCAGUACAAACAAAAUCCAGAGAUGUUCAAACAGACAGCACGGCUGUGGUCGCACGUCUAUGGAGGCGCUGCUGUCUCCAGUCCCGACUACACACGAAAAAUAGACAAACUCUGUGCCAUGGGCUUUGAUAAGAAUGCAGUAAUAGCAGCCUUGUCUUCGAAAUCCUGGGAUGUGGAAACGGCGACAGAACUGCUGCUCAGCAACUGAGAUCCAUCAUGUCCACCACAGCACCAGCUGCUUCCCGGCACCAUUCCAGCGUUGCAUUUCAUGAAGCAGAGAGCACCUCUUCAUGUUCAACACAGCAGCCUGAGCCUUCCGUUAUUCAAUCAGUUAGCUACAAAGUCAACACCAGUAGCAACACACACACACACACACACACACACACACACACACACACACACACACACGCCCGUUGCCGACAUGCUCACCACCCUGUUGCCUGUCUGAUCCCAUCAUUACACCGAGGCGCUCCUUCCUCUCGACUUAAUCCGUGCUCUUGUAAAGAAAAAAGCUAAGCAGGAAAACUUUCAUUCAUCUGGACGCUCUGUGGUUUUACUCUAAACGGCUGCCAUGGUUGGUUCUUGCGGGGUAAAGUGUAACUGCUGUCCUCUCCUCCAGACUUUGACUGUAAAAGUCUUGCAGCGUUAAACAGACUUGACUGGAUAGCACGGUGCAUGAGCAGUGGUGUUCCCGAUGUGCCAUCGUGUUUCCAUCCACAACACAAGUUUGGAAUAUUUUUUUAAACUCGUCUGUAAAGAUCAGCCACAUCCUCCAGGGUUGCCGUGCACAAGUUUCCUGUAAAUAGAUGAGUGUAAAUUUAAACUAUAACACUAAUGUUCUUUUUUAUUACAUGGAUGACGUUGUAAAACUGGUUAUUUUGAAUAGAUGCUACGCCUACUUUACAAUCCCAUGGAGCGAUGUUCUGAGAUCGAUGACGAGGUGCUCUGAUCAGUUUGGUUCUUUCCCGCCUACACCUCCAUCUUCUGGGAUUGUGUUAAAGCUUCUGCCCGUAAUGCCAACGCAGAUUUGUGGAAAUGAUUUUCUUUAAUAGCUGCAUGGUCUGUUGCCUUAAUUUAUUUGGCUAAACGGUGUACUGGGUGUUAGGUUGAAUUAGUUUCUGUACACCUCUGUUCAGAAAGCUGCCUGUUUGGAGUUUUAUCUGUGGAAAAUGAACUUUUCUAUUUUUAACUUACAAGCUGCUUUCUGGAACAUGUAAGUGUUACACCUCAGCAGGGACUGAGUGUUAUAACAUUAUUGUUUGAAGUGCUUUAUUUCUUUUCAGACAGGUUAAAAAUUUUCCCUCCAAAUUAAGAAAUUAAACCACAAUUACAUUCAGCACCAGCUGAUCAGAACAUUUGUCAUAAAUACGAGAGAACUGGUGGUCAAUGUGCUACGGAGCCAAAAACAAAAGCUGGACCAGAACAAGCUCCCCGUCGGAGCCCCAAACCGAAGGCAGCCUUCUUGUAAAUAACUUGGGUUUGGUUUUGAAUCUAGAGCCAUGAUGUAAUCGCACGAGUGCACCAACUGCAGCGGAUUAUUUUGUUUUUGAAAGAAAACACAAACAGAAGCCUCUUCCACCCCGUCUUCCUGCUGUUCUCACCAUGUACGAUGCUGCACGACGACUUAAGUAUUUACAUAAUAGAGCAAGAGGCUGUUGCAUCGCUAUUUGGAUAGAGGCUUGUUUCCGUUUUGUUUUUUGGAAGCAAUCAUCAGCGGUUCAAAAAGCAUGGUUAUUUAUUGUGACAGUGACAUGUUUUCUUUGAUUAAAAAAAAUGAAAAGUAAAAA
Molecule: messenger RNA, 2349 nt
Organism: Nothobranchius furzeri (turquoise killifish)
Lineage: Eukaryota; Metazoa; Chordata; Actinopteri; Cyprinodontiformes; Nothobranchiidae
Gene: ube2kb
Product: ubiquitin-conjugating enzyme E2Kb (UBC1 homolog, yeast)
Molecular function (GO): protein binding
Source: RefSeq, a predicted model, not a curated record